Molecule: messenger RNA, 3202 nt
Organism: Erpetoichthys calabaricus (reedfish)
Lineage: Eukaryota; Metazoa; Chordata; Cladistia; Polypteriformes; Polypteridae
Product: RNA binding protein fox-1 homolog 2-like
Biological process (GO): nervous system development; regulation of alternative mRNA splicing, via spliceosome
Cellular component (GO): cytoplasm; nucleus
Molecular function (GO): mRNA binding
Source: RefSeq, a predicted model, not a curated record
CGGGCAUCUCUUCGGCCCCGGAGAUUCCCGAAGUGUAGCCGAGCUGAUCUUCGGGAGAGGAGUGUAUUUUCCCGUCUACUUAAGCUCGCUGCCGCCGCCACUGCUGGUCUUCUAUGCUCUUUAAUUAGCGAGCAUUAUUUACAACAGAGGGACGGAAAUAAUCGCCUUUGUUGGGAUUUUGGCCACACGUUUCUCCUUUUAAUCCUAGAAGAUCGACAGCAAUCGCUUAAUAGCCAUUUCCCCCUAAAACCUCAGGAUUGUCGGAGGGGUUAUAGGUGCGAUUAAAACAGCAGUCGGCUCUGAAUUUUUUUUCUUUUUUUAACCUAAGUCUGUAGAAAAGCACACAACAACAACAAAAGCCCGGCUUCGUCGAGGAAGUCGGGGUUCAAAAGGACUGCAGACGCAAUCAAGGGGAAAGGAGAUUUUUGUAGGACGAAGAGAAGCUAUAAGACGGAAGAAUUCGUUCCAGACGAAGAGUGGGGAGCGAUCACGGAGUCAUUCGAACCGCUUAUAUUACGUUAAAUGCGCAACCGAUAGACAAUCCGGCGUGAGCAAAAGGAAGGAAGGGGCUGAAAAAGCUAAAAGGAGAGAGAGAAACGGACGCGUAUCUGCUCGCAGUCAGUAACCUUGCUCCUGGUGUUUUUCACUCCCACUGCAGCUGAUUAGGCUUGCUGGGUGCGUAUUUUUACCAACUGUUUGCAAUUGAUUUUUUUCCAGAGGUUGUUUGUGCGCUCCGUUUUGUAGCGAAGGGCCGCUGCUGUUUGGCGAGCACGUCCUGUACUGCUCGCACACCUUUACGUCUCACCCUUCCUUCUUCUGCCAUCAUCUUCAUCGUCAUUGUCACUUCUUGUGUGCUUUUUAUUACAUAUUUUUUAAUACUGUAACUUGGUAUUUUUUUAUUUGAUGUCGGCCGAAGUCGCCCCCAUUAUGAUGCCCGGAUCCCGGGGUAUUUUGGACCGGGAUCGUGAAAUGGAAAACCCGGCCCAAGCUUUGUCGACUGCCGGUGGCGGUGCCAGUACCAGCCGGGGAAUCAAGCGAGGGGACCCUGAGCCCGAAGCUCCGUUGGUGGCCAGUGCAGCAGCGGGUGUGGGUGCGGACUGCAAACGAGCUCGCAUGGAGGGAGGACCAGGGCCCGCGGAGAUGGUGCCGCAGAGUGACCCCUUGUCAUCUGGUUACCAUGGAUACCAGCCAAUGCACAGUCAGGGUAGCCAAGAGCCAGUGGUUGGAGCAGAUGGAUUGGUGCCCCCACCAUUUGCUGCUUUUCCUCCUCCACCACCACCUCAGAACGGCUUGGGAUCAGAAUUCAGUGUACCAGAGUUCCCUGGACAGCAGGGUCCACUGGCAGAUUUACCUCUCAGUAUGUACUCCUCCGGCGCUGGACAGGGUGAUCCUGGAGUGAACACCAGCACAGCACAGAGCACAAAUAAUGGAAACAGCCCUAAUAUUAAUACAACUCCUCAAACAGAUGGCUCAGUACAAACAGAGGGACAAGGAGGACAAACGCACAGCACAGAAAGCCCAGACUCCAAGGCCACACCAAAACGUCUUCAUGUCUCUAAUAUUCCUUUCCGUUUUCGAGAUCCUGAUUUACGUCAGAUGUUUGGGCAAUUCGGAAAAAUCUUAGACGUUGAAAUUAUUUUCAAUGAAAGAGGCUCAAAGGGUUUCGGGUUUGUGACUUUCGAGACUAGCGCUGAUGCUGAGAAGGCCAGGGAGCGCUUACACGGAUCUUUGGUAGAGGGACGUAAAAUUGAGGUUAACAAUGCCACUGCAAGAGUUAUGACCAAUAAAAAGAUGGUCAGUCCUUAUGCAAAUGGCUGGAAGUUGAGCCCAGUAGUAGGUGCAGUGUAUGGACCAGAAUUAUAUGCAGUUCCAGGAUUCCCAUAUCCAACUGCUGCUACCACUGCUGCAGCUGCUGCUUUUAGAGGGGCUCACCUACGUGGCCGUGGAAGAACAGUGUAUAGUACUGUGAGGGCCGCUGUGCCUCCUGCUGCCAUUCCUGCUUACCCUGGUGUUGUGUAUCAAGAGGGUUUUUACGGAGCUGAUCUUUAUGGUGGCUAUGCUGCUUAUCGAUAUGCUCAACCAGCUGCUGCUGUAACUGGAGCAACUGCUGCAGCAGCUGCUGCUGCCUACAGUGACAGUUAUGGACGGGUUUACACAACUGACCCCUACCAUGCCCUUGCACCUGCAGCCGCUGCUGCCUAUGGAGUUGGAGCCAUGGCAAGUCUAUAUCGAGGAGGAUAUAGCCGAUUUGCUCCUUAUUAAACAGAAGUGGACCUGUGCAAUUAAGGAGGCCCCUGUCUUGUUCACUGGGGAAUGCAAUAUUAGCCCAAGUAGAUCAACAAGAACUCUAUAGCAACAGCCGCAACACAAUGAGAUUACCAAACCAACAAGGAAUAAAAGAAGAAGAAAAUGGGAAAAAGAUACUUUUUUAUACCUCAUUAUGUUCUCCUUAAAAGAAAACACAUGUAUUUUUUCCUUUAAUUCUUUCUGCCUUUAUUAUUAUUAUUAUUAUUAUUGUUAUGAUUAUACAGUAUAUAUUUUUUUUGUUCCAAAGAUUGUGCAGAAAACAGUUUUUUACUGUGGUAUUUCAGUGCUUUUCUGUAUCUUCAAUGUGCGUAGUUUUAAGUAAGAAUGGAGAACACAUGGCUUGGUGGUAGGCUUUAGUAGUGUCCUAGGUAAGACUGUUAAAUGCCCUUUAGGGAGGUUUGGGGUCCUCAUUCAAGCCAUUUGUCAUUGUAAAGUGUGGGAUGAGAAAAUGUGCAUUAAUAUGCUAAUUUACUGGGUCGAAGUGUCUCAAAUGAGAGUAUAUAGAGCAUUUAUUGGAUUAUGAAGCGUGCAAGUAUUUGGCAGGAUAGAUUUCAUUAUAACACUAAAACGUUGUAUGCAAAUAGCCAACGGGUGCAGAACGCUAAGUAGUGCAGGCAAGAACUUCUGUUGUGAAUGUUUUGUGUGUUUGUGUGCUGCCUUUUUUUUUUGUUUUUUAUAAAGUAAAUCCCUGAAAAAGUCUAUAUAAUGCAGCAUUCUAAAUAUUUAGGGUGUGCUUGCCCCUUCCCUACAAAGAUAUAUCUUAUCAUUUUCCCAAUGACUUUAGAAGAGUAUUGCUCUGACUUACUGUUUAGAGCAUUUAGGGUUUCAGUAGAAUGUGAACUUUGUUAGUAAAUUGGGUUGUUAAGCACACUAAUCUACAAAUUGCUCAGUGAUA